GCACAUUUUAAUCGCCGAUAUUUUUGCGGUGAUGUGCGACGCAAAGCUAGUAGCCGACAUAAAUGUUCGCAUUGAUUCAUGUUCGAAAGCAUUCAGCCGGCAUUAGAUUCGCACGACUCAUAGCAACUGCAUCCAUAUUCAAGUCUAAUGCGGCUCGUAAAUCGCCUACACCCAUUGUGUUUCUUGAAGGUUUAGGGACGCCUCGAAUGGGGUGGAAAGAUACAUGGCAAACAAGGCUUGCAGACCAAGGUUAUAACAGCACAGCCAUCUAUUUAGAACCAACAACGUCCGGUGAGCAACAUGAGCCAGCAGAACUAGUCAAAUCACUUUCAAAAGAACUUGCUAAUUGCAUACAGAAGGACUUGAGCUUUUUCCCACCCGUUGUCAUUGCGCAAGGAUUCUGCACCCAUGUAGCAGAAAAGUAUGUUGAGUCCCAUCCUGCUUCUGGACUGGUUCUGCUGACCCCUAUGAAUGUUGAGCAAGCAACGAAGGCAGGCGUUAAGGAACUCAGGGAAAAUGCAUUGGAGGGAAGUAUAUACGAGCCUGAAUUUCCAAUCUUGCUAAUGAGCAACAAAGAACACGACAACGGUAAAUCGCAUCGUCUGCAUGGCGACCCGAACAUUGAUCAGAUUGAGGUGGAACAUGGUGAUGAUCAUAAUGGGGUGGUCAAUGGCAGAACAUGGAACCAAGCAUGCGAUCAUGCUGCACAGUGGCUUGACGACAUUGGCUUAUAGAUCUAGCUCCAUGUGGUGGAGAACAGCUCAAUGUGCUAGCAAAGCUGCAUGUCAGUUCCAACAGCGCUGAACUGGUGAUUGUAGCUGUAUUCAAUAAAUUUCCUGAUGAGGAAGUGAUAAUCAAUGCAGACUCGAAAGACAAACAAUGCAGCACGAGGCAAUUACGAACACGAGGCAAGCUAGAGGCAG
Umbelopsis ramanniana AG is the source of this 923-nucleotide messenger RNA. RefSeq lists its product as uncharacterized. The record is from RefSeq and is a predicted model, not a curated record. The coding region runs from base 63 to 734 and encodes 223 amino acids. NCBI's taxonomy places the organism in Eukaryota, Fungi, Mucoromycota, Umbelopsidomycetes, Umbelopsidales, Umbelopsidaceae. The transcript is spliced from 3 exons.